Molecule: messenger RNA, 1340 nt
Organism: Arachis ipaensis
Lineage: Eukaryota; Viridiplantae; Streptophyta; Magnoliopsida; Fabales; Fabaceae
Source: RefSeq, a predicted model, not a curated record
UUCUAAGAAGUAAUUAUAAUAAAAGAAAAAAAAGUGUGGACUAGUUACAUUGCAAUAUAUAGAAAACAAUAUAUAUUUCAUAGUUGAGUUCAGAUAACUAAAAAGAAAGUGUUCUUUUAUCUUUGUGGUUGUGUGUGUCUAUGGCAAAGAAACCUGUCAAAUAUUCAGUGGUGAAUGCAUUCACUGAUUCAGCAUUCAAAGGGAACCCUGCAGCUGUGUGUUUCUUAGAAGAAGAGAAGGAACAAAAAUGGUUGCAAUCUGUGGCUGCUGAGUUCAAUGUCCCUGUCACAUGUUACUUAACAAGAAUUGUUUCACAUUCCAAUGGAACCAUUCAUCACUUUCCUCGUUUUAAUCUCAGAUGGUUCACUCAUGUUACUGAGGUUAAUAUUUGUGCCCAUGCAACAUUAGCAGCAGCACACACACUAUUUUCAUCUGGUUUGGUUGAUUGCAAUAAUGUCAUUGAAUUUGUUACACACUCUGGAAUAUUAAGUGCCAAAAGGAUCCAAGCCAUGUUGCAAAAUGGUUCAAAGAAAGACAAUGGAUUUUAUAUUGAAUUGGAUUUUCCUGCUUACCCUAUUACAGAGCCAAACCUUGAUGAAACUUCACAGAUUUAUGAAGCAUUGAAUUAUUGUGCCUCCAUAAUUGAUAUAAAGAGGACACAAAUUACGGAUGACUUACUUGUUGUAGUGUCAUCAGGAGAAGCUGUAAGAAAAGUUGAACCGAAAUUCGAUGCAAUAUCCAAAAUUCCUGGAAGGGGAGUAAUUGUUUCAGGGAUUGCUUCUCCAAGUUCCGGAUUCGAUUUUUACAGUCGAUUUUUCUGUCCAAAAGAUGGAGUCAAUGAGGAUCCUGUAUGUGGAACUGCACAUUGUGGGUUGGCAUCAUAUUGGAGCAAGAAGCUAGGCAAGUGUGAUUUCAAUGCUUAUCAGGCAUCAGAAAGAGGAGGAAUUCUCAACAUUCAUAUUGAUGCCAAGAAUCAAAGAGUGCUUUUGCGUGGAAAAGCUGUCACUGUUAUGGAAGGCUGUCUUCUUGUCUAGUCUUGUUCCUACUUCCUAGCUGCAACUGCUUCAUGUUUUGUAUCAAUAUAUAUAUAUCCAUGAAAAAAUGGUUACAAUUAAUUUUAAAUUAGGUUUAGAAUUUUAUUUGUCAUUUUAUUAUGGUUGAGUUGCCUUUUUAUGACUUUAAGGUCACAGGUUCUAGCCACUGAUGUAAUUAUCAAGUUAAGCUGCGUAUAUUAUAUUCUUUGGGUAUGGUCAUUUCUUGAAUCCUAUUUUAACGCAGAAUGCUUGUGUACUAGACAACUUUGUCCUUUUUAUUAUGUAAUCAUGAUGGAAUUUGAGGGA